AUUCCCUUCUCAUACCCUCAAUCCUUACAAGUUUUGCUCAUAUAUCUACCUCAUGUCAAAUCCUCCAUUACCAGUUUCCAACAUGCAGCAGAAGUCAAAGACUGCACCAGGUGAGGAUGCUGACAACUUUAUUGAGGGAGGCUUCAAGGCAUGGUGCACUGUAAUUGGCGGUUUUUUUGCAAUUACUGCAGUAUUUGGGUACCAAAAUGCAUUUGGGGUCUACCAAGACAUCUAUGUUCGCUCAAAUGCAGCUUCUGCACAAGCAGUAAGCUGGAUUGGUUCAACUCAACUUGCCCUCAUGGUUGCACUUGGUCUUCCGGCUGGGAAGCUGCUAGAUUUUGGAUACUUCAAAAUUAUGACAUUGAUUUACUCUAAAAACAGUAUAUUUAUGGUAUCCAUUGCCCAUACCGACAAAUACUAUCAGCUUUUCCUUUCGCAAGGCUUAACAGCAGGUAUUGGUGCUGGCCUUGUGUAUGUACCUGUUAUGGCUGUCCAGACUCACUACUGGCGACGACUUCGUCCGGUAGCAAUGGGUAUUGUGAUUACCGGAUCGUCUGUCGGAGGCAUCAUCUUUCCUAUCAUGCUAAACAGACUCAUUACAAAUCCAAGGGUUGGUUUUGCUUGGGGCGUACGAGCAUCUGCAUUUAUUUGUCUUGGCUUGCUCAUUAUCGCCAACAUUCUUAUGACUGCAAACCCACCCAAGACUCGAAAGCCAGAUCCACCCAAGUUGACUGUACUCUUCACUGACACAGCAUAUAUCUUUGGAAUUCUUGGUGCUGCAGCUGCAGACUGGGGAUUCUUCUUUCCUUAUUUCUACUUGCAAUUGUUUGCGGCCAUCAAAGGAGCCGAUGCAACUUUCUCAUUUUACUUGCUGGCCAUUCUCAAUGGGUCAUCUAUUCCUGGUCGAAUCAUUCCCAAUAUUCUCAGCCAAAAGUUUGGGGUCUUCAACACUCUUGCCUUCUGUACUUUCGCAUGCAGCAUUCUUAUCUUUGCCCUUUUGGGUGUGGACAAAUCAGUUGCCGCUCUUGUCAUCUUUGCUAUCCUUUAUGGAUUUUUUUCUGGAGGGUUCAUUUCCCUUUUAGCACCAGUUAUUGCUUCCUUAGCAAGAGAUGAGAGUGAGAUCGGGAUCCGCUUGGGUCUUGCCUACUUCAUUGGUUCAUUUGGGAUUUUAGCUGGAAACCCGAUUGCUGGUGCUCUUUUGGGAGAGACAUUUCCAUGGUGGAGACCUAUUGUGUUUAGUGCAGUAAGUGGAGUGAUCCUCUAUGACAAAAUAUUUACUAGAAUGAUCUAGGUAAUGAUUCUUGUGGGACUUGCACUUGUUCUCACAUCCCGUACUGUCCGUGCUCACCAGACACAGUCUCAAUAUGUAUAAAUCUUAACUGGUAGUGGCAAGUCAUUGAAUGCUUGAUGUGUGAAGCCUAAUUUGUACUUCUUGAAAUUAAGCUACCACGAUGCAUGUGCAUAAACCUAUGAUCACUGCUUCAAGAUUACAUGACCAUGAAUCAUUGAUAUAUGCUACUAUUUUCUGCCUUAAGUUGUUGACCUCUAUUGGGACUGCUCUGGCUGCACCUGUUAGGAAAGUACAUCUGCAAA
Messenger RNA from Lentinula edodes (shiitake mushroom), 1593 nucleotides. Its product is annotated as MFS general substrate transporter. Lineage: Eukaryota; Fungi; Basidiomycota; Agaricomycetes; Agaricales; Omphalotaceae. The annotation marks the transcript as partial. Gene Ontology annotation, cellular component: fungal-type vacuole membrane. Gene Ontology annotation, biological process: transmembrane transport. The record is from RefSeq and is a predicted model, not a curated record. The transcript has 9 exons. Gene Ontology annotation, molecular function: transmembrane transporter activity.